This is a messenger RNA of Lactuca virosa, 312 nucleotides long. NCBI's taxonomy places the organism in Eukaryota, Viridiplantae, Streptophyta, Magnoliopsida, Asterales, Asteraceae. The record is from the annotation of a GenBank genome assembly.
AUGGUAUACACGAAGUCCAUGCAGCAACAACAAUUGCAACAGAUGGUCCCUAAUUCCCAUAUGGUAGCUCAAUCACACACAGUGUUCCCUCAGAAACCACCCUUUACAAUGAUACAGCAGCAGCAACAAGACGUGUUACAGAGCCAACUUGGCAUUGGCAGUGGGAUUCAGGCCCCACGAAGUGGAAGUGGGACCAGCAUGGAAGGUCAAGGAUGUGGAGUUUUUCCUGAUUUCAGCUUUGGCGAUGUACCCUCCUCACAUGGCGUUACUAGGGCAGCAACAGUAAAGUGCAGAGCAGAUAAUCAUAUUUGA